AUGCCGCUCGCCACGGAGGGACCACACCGCCGCUGCCUCCUCCUCCUCCUCUUCCUCCUCCUCUUCUGCCUGCUCCCACCGCUGGAUGCCUUGGGUCCACCUCCGGAGGAAUCCCGGGAUCCGCCGCUGCCGCCGUCCGGCACCGCUGACCCCGCCGCCCGCCUGCUACGCGGCCGCCCUUCGGCCCCGGCGCGGCCCUACAGCCUCUCGCUCUCCCCCGAGGACUACCGCUACUCCCCCAAACCCCGGCACUUGAAGCCCGGCCGGUUGCGCCGGCUGCUGGGCUCGGCUUUUGACCGCUUCUGGAUGGCGACCGAAAAACCUCGGGGUCUCAACGGCAGCAUCCCGGAGGAGAACCUGGAGUCCCUAAGCCGGGAUUUGGCAGAGGGUGCCGGACGCUACCGACGCAAGCUGUGGCGGGAAUUGGAGGGGCUGGAGCUGCCCACCCUCUUGCCCCCCGGCUCGGGGUUGCCCCCCGAAUUACUGGGGACUCUGGCCCGCCGCCUGCAGCAGUGGCUGGUGGAACAGGCCGCCUGCCGCCUCACCUCUGCCUGGGUCGACCUGGGACCGGUCUUCUGGCCCCGCUGGGUCCGCCACACCGCCUGCGAGACCGGACCCCCCGGAUGCUCCUGGCCCCCCGGCAUGACCUGCCGCCCCGCGCAGCUCACCCACAUCAAGCUUCUAGCCUGGCACUGCUGGGUCCCCCAGACCCCCGGACCCCCACACUGCGCCUGGCGGCAGAUCCCUUACCCUGUCGUGGCCGCCUGCAAGUGCUCCUGCCGCUGA
Messenger RNA from Haliaeetus leucocephalus (bald eagle), 786 nucleotides. Its product is annotated as noggin-like. The record is from RefSeq and is a predicted model, not a curated record. NCBI's taxonomy places the organism in Eukaryota, Metazoa, Chordata, Aves, Accipitriformes, Accipitridae. Gene Ontology annotation, biological process: osteoblast differentiation; negative regulation of cell differentiation; dorsal/ventral pattern formation. The transcript has a single exon. The coding region runs from base 1 to 786 and encodes 261 amino acids.